AAUAUAACAGCAACGUUACAACUCCCGUUCUUCAUUGCUUAUCGCGACUUAUCGCCUAACCGUGUUUACAACAUAUGUAGGCGUACAAACAAAGUUAUCCUUCACAAAGAAAAUACCAAAAACAUAAUCGGGUUUAGCUGUAAGAGCGGCAAGUGAUCAUGGACGGCCAGGCACCCUAUGCGGUCCGGCUUGACCCUGGCGUGGCGCAGCAGUUGGCCGAUCAGGGCGGCGCUCUGCUCAUCUUGGACUUACCAGAAGGGUCUUACUUCGGUAUUGAUCACAUGGCCUUUCACUGCGGACCUCGCUUCCGCGGCAUCAAGAUGUUACCGCCAGGGCCGCAUUUCGUCUGUUACAGCGUCCCAGGCUCUCAGCGUCAUGGCGGCGGCAUGGGACCCCUGACCGGCUUCUUCGUCAACAUAACAGCAGCGACGGCGGCCGGAGCUACAGGAGCAGCAGGCAGCGGCAGCAGGAGUACGACGGCAGGUGGCGGUACGGUAAUUGUACGGCGGUACGAUGCGACCCAGGAGUUGCUUGUGGGGCUACCGGAGGAGGAGGCGGAGCGCUACGCCCAGGGUGUACGGCGGUACGAAUUCGACUGGGGCCUGGCGCCGUACAACCUGAACGCGUGGCGGCAGUGGCGCGAGCUGACGAGCUGCCUGGAUGCGCGCAUCAUGGAGGCACUGCAGCCCAUUGGGG
Messenger RNA from Astrephomene gubernaculifera, 696 nucleotides. The record is from the annotation of a GenBank genome assembly. Lineage: Eukaryota; Viridiplantae; Chlorophyta; Chlorophyceae; Chlamydomonadales; Astrephomenaceae.